Molecule: messenger RNA, 744 nt
Organism: Eutrema salsugineum
Lineage: Eukaryota; Viridiplantae; Streptophyta; Magnoliopsida; Brassicales; Brassicaceae
Product: putative F-box/kelch-repeat protein At4g02310
Exons: 1
Coding region: 1-744 (247 amino acids)
Molecular function (GO): protein binding
Source: RefSeq, a predicted model, not a curated record
AUGGUUGGUUCCGAGAUCUACUUCGUCCGGGGUUAUUACAAUCCCAAUUUUUCUUUCCACAAAAGCAAGUGGAUCCUCGAUUCUCGGUCUGGAAAGAUGCGUCAGGGUCCAUGUACACUAGUGGCCCGCCGUUUUGCAGCUGUGGGACUUUUGGAUAAGAAUAUUUACUCUUUUGGAAAGUACAAAAAGGAGGACGAAGAGAUCCAAGUGGAAGUGUUUGAUCAAAAGACACAAACUUGGGUAGUAGCUCCAAAUCCCGACGUGGAAGUUCCAACUAUACGUAUGUCGGUGGUGCGCCCGUCACUUGGGAGAGAAAUUUAUGCUACAUACAAUAAUGGAUACAUCAUAGUUUAUGAUUCUAGAGGUGGUAAAUGUGAGACGAUUGACUCACCAGCGGGUGCAUUCUAUGGAGAAAAUGUGUGUAUGAUUGAAAAUGUGCUCUACACUUACAAGUCCAGAUUUGGGUUAAUGUGGUUUGACUCUAAAUAUAAGGAAUGGAGAGUGGUUAAUGGUUUGAAACUCAGCGAUGGUUAUGUGAGCAAAGUCGCAAUGGCUGAAUACUAUGGAAUGUUGGCGCUUUUGUGGGAACGUUGGGGAGAAAAGAUGAACAAGGAGAUUUGGUGCUCAAUGAUCUCGUUGGAUAAAAGUGGAGUAGAGAUUACAGGGAAGGUUGAGUGGAUUGAUCAUGUACUUUCCAUCCCUAGUAGCAAUACGAUUAUGCAUUGUUUACGCCGUAUGGAUUAG